CUGCUUGAGGGAAACUACUUCACUUCGUCUCCUCAGGUGCACCAAAGCUGCACAAAAUGCAAGCCACCCUGCAUUCAGCAAGAAGAAACCGGUACACUUGUGACGCAUAUUAAUUUCUGUCGUAUAAUCCUAUGGAAAGCGACUUGAACUCAUAUCCACGACUCAGUGGUUUGACAGCGUAAUCAUGCCGACUUUGAGCCCAUGAUUGAGUAGCAGUGCUCCAGGCCCCGUCUGAGCCUCCAGCAUCCCACCAGACAGCUGCAUCAUGUCUAGUUCAGGCUUUCCCCCCAGCCAGGGAUCCUUCAGCAGCGAGCAGAGCCGUUACCCUGCUCACUCAGUGCAGUACGCCUUCAGCUCCACACGCCACCCUUCGGAGUUUCCGGUACCCGACUACCGUUCCCCCCUUCAAGACCAGCAGCGCCGCAGGCCUUCACUACUAUCUGAAUUCCACCCUGGGACCGAGAGGCCGCCAGAGCGCAGACAUGGUUAUGGGCAACAGUUUCAUGCCGUCCAAGCUCAGCAUGAGCUGGAGACUCUCGAGGCCAAGCGUCUCCGCAUCGAGAAUGUAUCUGAAGCGCACUUUCCAAGGGCUCAGCCCACUGGCAUCGUACUGCCCCAUCCACAGACCAUACAGGACAGCUUUAGGACCACCGGAGAGGUCAAGAAGGAAGCCCAGUAUAGUGUGAAGGUGGAUGCCUCAUCCCCAGGAGGAGCUCCACAGGUGGGUGAGGAUGCAGACCCAUCACCCUCCAAACUCUCCAAGGAGGAGUUGAUUCAGAGCAUGGACCGCGUUGACCGUGAGAUUGCCAAAGUCGAGCAACAGAUUUUCAAACUGAAAAAGAAACAGCAACAACUGGAGGAGGAGGCAGCAAAGCCUGUAGAGCCAGAAAAGCCAGUGACGCCACCCCCUGUGGAACACAAACAUCGCAGCAUCGUCCAGAUCAUUUAUGAUGAGAACCGGAAAAAGGCAGAAGAAGCCCAUAAGAUACUGGAAGGGUUGGGGCCUAAAGUGGAGCUGCCUCUGUACAACCAGCCCUCUGAUACUAAAAUCUACCAUGACAACAUUAAGACGAAUCAGAUGAUGAGGAAGAAGCUGAUUCUGUUUUUCAAGAGGAGGAACCAUGCACGCAAACAGAGGGAACAGAAAAUUUGCCAGCGGUAUGAUGAGUUGAUGACUGAAUGGGAGAAAAAGGUUGAGAGAAUGGAGAACAACCCACGCCGUAAAGCCAAGGAGAGCCGCACGCGUGAAUACUACGAGAGGCAGUUUCCUGAGAUCCGCAAACAGCGUGAGCAACAGGAACGCUUCCAGAGGGUGGGCCAGAGGGGGACAGGCCUGUCUGCCACCAUCGCAAGAAGUGAACACGAGAUAUCCGAAAUCAUUGACGGCCUCUCAGAGCAGGAGAACAAUGAGAAACAGAUGAGGCAGUUGUCCGUCAUUCCUCCCAUGAUGUACGAUUCCGAACAGCGGAGAGUGAAGUUUAUCAACAUGAAUGGUCUGAUGGAUGACCCAAUGAAGGUCUACAAAUCCCGCCAGUUCAUGAAUCUCUGGACCGAACAUGAGAAGGAGGUCUUCAAGGAAAAGUUUAUGCAGCAUCCCAAAAACUUUGGGCUGAUCGCUUCAUUCCUGGAGAGAAAGUGUGUGUCUGAUUGUGUGCUGUACUAUUAUUUGACUAAGAAGAGUCAGAACUAUAAAACUCUUGUCCGACGAAAUUUUGGGAAUCGGCGGCGAAGGAAUCAGCAGAUAACGCGACCUUCACAGGAAGACAAGGCAGACGACAAGAACGAAGAGGACAAAUCGGAGAAAACCGAGAAGAAAGAGGACGAGGAGAAGGAAGAGGAGGAGAAAGAUGAAAAAGAGGACUCCAAGGACAUCAGUAAAGAUAAAGAGAAGUGUGAGGGAGAGGAGGAAGAGGGUAAGGAGCAGAGCAAUCCACGCGGCAGAAAGACCGCCAACAGCCAGGGCCGCCGUAAGGGCCGCAUCACCACCCGCUCCAUGGCCAAUAAUGAGGCUGCAUCUGUGGUUGCAGAGGAACCUGAACCAGUUCUGCCAGAGCCCACCCCCCCCUCUAAACCUGAGCCAGUGCAGAAACCAGCACGAGAGCCUGCGAAACCGUCUCCUGCAGCCAGCGCAGAGACACGAGGUGCAGUCGAAGCUGGAGAGACGUCUCGCUGGACAGAGGAGGAGAUGGAGAUUGCCAAAAAAGGGCUGGUUGAACAUGGUAGGAACUGGUCAGCCAUUGCUAAGAUGGUAGGCACUAAGAGUGAAGCUCAGUGUAAGAACUUUUACUUCAACAACAAGAGACGAUACAACCUAGACAAUCUACUACGGCAACACAAGGUACAGGGUUCCCGUCGGCUUCGUGGAAAUCGAGACCCAUCCCAGAGUGAUCCUGCACCUGAUGAUGAUGAGGAGAGUGAUGGUCCCGAUAACAGUUCAGACACAGAGAGUGCGCCUUCUCCAUCUCAAACUGAUCCCUCCAAAUCAGACCCUGUAACCCAUCCCAACUCUGCUCUGUACGGCACGUCGGACCAGGACGACACGGUAACCAAAGGUCCAGUGGCAGAUGCCAAGGGCCAGGAGCCUCCGUACUGUGAGCUGCGGGUGAAAGUAGAGAAGAGUCCAGAAGGAGAAGCUGGAGACGGACUUCCUCAGGAUGAGCGCACACGCUCCGCAUUUGAAAUGCAGAUCCAUCCAAAGACUGAGCCGCAGGAUUUGGAGAUGACUUCUCAGAGCAGCGAAAGAGCGCAGGUGCAAGUUAAGACAGAGCCAGAUAUCAAGGACAAGGAGGAGAAACAGGAGGAGCAGAACCACUCAGAUAAUGACUCUAGCGCCACCUGCAGUGCGGAUGAGGAUGUGGAAGCCGAACCUGACCGACAAAGACUUUUCUCUCUGGAGAAGCCGUCAUUGCUUGGCACUGCAGGCUCGGUGGUCCUGUCCUCAGCCAAAAUCCUCAACAUGCAGCAGCUACAGCAGCGAGCCGCCACCAUUCCCCCUAUGGUCAGUCCCCAUAGCCUCUACCCCCACUUAGCAUUCAUAUAUGCCCCUCUGGACAGAGACAGGGCCCAGCCACCCCGCCACGUUUCAGCUCCAUUCGGUCACAGCAACGUUCCUGUAGGACCAUUGAGUGGCUUUGCUAUGUUCCAGCACCAAAUAAAAGCUGUACAUGAGUCCGUGCAGGAGGACAAACAGAGAACGGACCAGAACGAGUCUGACCGCAGGCCACGAGUCAACACCCACAGCCCAACUGUAGUGGACAGAGAAGGAAAGCCGUUCGCUUACAUGCCAUAUGACCUGAAGCUGAUGGAGCAGGAAUCUCAUGGUGGAGUGGGCAGACCAGGCUCUCCGUACAGACUCUCUCCUCGGGAGCCUAGCAAAGCCUCACCUCAGCCCGACGCCAGUAACGCCACCCGCUACAGUGUACCUCCAGUUCUUCAGCCGGCACCAAACCAGGCAGUUCAGACUCAGAUGUCAGAUGUUCGCAUGGCUUUUCCCCGUCACAGGCCGUCCAACAUUCCGUCUCCUCCGCCCCUCAUUCACUCCAAACCCACCGACAAGCCCUCCUUCAUUCAGGGGGGCUCCAUUUCACAGGGAACACCAGGAACAUACCUUCCUACUCAAAUGCAGGCUGUGUAUGUACCGGAGGUAGUCAAGACCACAGGAGGGUCGAUCUCACUUGGCUUGCCAAGACAGCAGGACCCUGCCAGACCUGUAUCAUAUAUUAAGCAGGAGGAGUGUUCUCCACGUGGACAAAGCUCUCAGGCGGAGGGUCUUUUAUCCAGAGCUCAGUAUGAGGGAGUGGUCAGAGGACCCAUACAGAUUCCAGAUAUGAUAGGGCCACCUGGAAAAGGCCCAGAGGGCUUGACUUUCAGAGGAGGCUCCAUUACACAGGGCACUCCUGCGCUGGCUCAGUCCAAUGUAGCAGCAGAUCUGUUGAAAGGAACUAUUGCUAAACUGGCCACAGAGGACCUGAGCUGCCCAGAGAAGAGCCGAGCUGAAGCUCACUCUAAAGCUCAUGUUAUCUAUGAAGGCAAAAGCGGACACAUUCUCUCUUUUGAUGCCGUUAAGAACCCUAGAGAGGGCACUAGAAGCCCACGAAUGGGGCUCGAUCUCAAGCGCACAUAUGACAUCAUGGAGGGGUCCCGUGGACACCCAACACGUGAGACGGCACCUUAUGAAGGUUUGAUCAGCAGAGCAUUACAAAGAGAAAAUCCUCAUGAGUCUAAGGAUCGCUCCAUACUCACAGGAUCCAUCAUGCAAGGAACACCAAGAGGCUCUGCUGAAGUCUAUGAUGAGGCCUCCAAAUAUGGUAAACAGAUCAAGAGGGAAAGUCCACCCAUACGCUCUUUUGAGGGAGGCAUCACGAAGGGUAAACCAUAUGAGGGGGUGAACACCAUAAAGGAGAUGGGCCGCUCAAUUCACGAGAUUCCCCGUAAGGAGACUCAAGAUAGUCGAAAAACUCCUGUUCUGGAAGGAUCCAUUACUCAGGGUAUUCCUCUAAAGUACGAGAGCAGUACUGUGAACCCAUCAGCCAUCAAGCACAAUGUUAAAUCUCUGAUCACAAGCCCAGUGAAGAUCUCACACUCUGCCAUUGAGGCAGCUGAGCGAGAGAGGGCCAAGUAUGAGGAUGCAAAGGCGUCCGAACGUGUCCGUCACACUUCUGUAGUAAACUCCACCUCUGUCCUGCGCUCCACACACACAGAAGCGGGAAAAUCUCAGCUCAGUCCAGGCAUGUAUGAGGACAGCAAUGCACGCAGAACCCCUACAUACACCGGCACCUCCAUAUCCAGAGGAUCUCCUCUGCUACGCGGGCAAGACGGAAGUAUAGCAACAGGUAAACCAGCUUCUCAUGAGAGGAAGAACACACUGACUCCAACCCAGAGGGACAGUGUUCCUGCCAAGUCGCCUGUGUCCGGGGGUGAACCUCUUGGUUCUCACAGCCCGUUUGACCCACACCAUAGACCUGUAGUACCUGGAGAGGUGUACCGGACCCACCUACCACCACACCUGGACCCCAGCCUCGCUUUUCACCACAGAGUCAUGUUCCCGAGGCAACCAUCGCCGACUGGUUACCCCAACACAUACCAGCUGUACACGAUGGAAAACACUCGGCAAACCAUUUUGAAUGAUUACAUCACCUCACAGCAGAUGCGCCCUGAUGUCACAAGGGGACUGUCACCACGUGAACAGUCAAUUGCCAUCCCCUACCCACCAGCUAGAGGAAUAAUUGAUCUAGCCCAGAUGCCACCUACUAUCCUGUUACCUCACCCUGGGGGCACAGUUUCCCCCUCCCUGGACCGCAUCACCUACAUCCCUGGACCUCAGACCCCUUUCCCUGCUAGGGCAUUUAACCCUGCCUCCAUAUCUCCAGGACAUCCUGCCCAUCAUAGUGCCACUGCAGCUAUUGUGGAGAGGGAGAGUCAGAGAGAGAAGGAACGGGAAAGGGAGCGAGAGAGAGAUCAGAGAGAACGAGAACGUGCAGCAGUAGAAUAUAUGUGUGGAGGUUCUGAGCAACCUGGCCGUCCAGGCAGCCGUAGUUUCCUGCGUUCCACUUCACCCUCUGUGAGAUCACAGGAGGGCGUCCUCCAACAGCGGCCGAGCAUCUUCCAGGGCACCAACUCCAAGAGUGUCAUUACCCCACUCAUGCAAAUGCCCUCACAAGUAGCUGCAUCUCAACCCAGCCGAUACAGUGCAGCUGAUGCCCUCGCCGCCCUUGUGGAUGCUGCUGCCUCUGCCCCGCAGAUGGAUGUGGCGAAAGUCAAGGAGGUCAAGCACAAUAACAGUAGCUCCCGGGAUGAUGACGUGAUGUCAUCACGACGGGCAGCACAGGAGUCGCAAGAGGUGGAGCGUCGUUCAGUGCAGUCUCCAUAUGGGGACGUAUCACUUCCUAGUGGGAAACCUUCCCAUCCUGUGUAUGCAGAGGGUGGAGGAGCUGCAGGGAGCAAAGAGAAAGCCCCACCCACCAAGUCACGCAUGGAGGAAGAGCUGCGCACCCAUGGGAAGACCACCAUAACUGCUGCAAACUUUAUUGAUGUCAUCAUCACGCGCCAGAUUGCCCCAGAUAAGGAUUCCCGUGAGAGAGGCUCACAAAGCUCUGACUCCUCCAGCAGCAUGUCAUCCAGUCGUUAUGAUGCUCCGGGUGGAAUUGAGGUGAUCAGCCCUGCUAACUCUCCAGCCCUGAGAGAAGAGAAGAACGAAGGAUCUUUCCCAUCAGAAAAGAGCUCUCAGCCACACACAGGAUUAAGGUUUGACAUUAACCGGUUCAGGCAGUCAGGAGAUUCAGGACCUUCUGCCCCUCAGCAGCCCCCCUCCUCACAAGCAGAUAGUUAUGGACCCGUCCCGAAAACACACCGCAUCAUGACCCUCGCCGACCACAUUUCACAUAUCAUUACACAGGACUUUGCCAAGAGCCAAGAUGCUCCCCCAUCAUCCAGCUCACUGCCUUCCUCUUCAUCCUCCUCCUCCUCACUCUCCUCCACAUUCCAGAGCUCAGGUGUGGGAGGUCGAGUAAAAGCCCCUAACCGCUAUAGUCCAGAAAACCCAGCUCCUAUUGCACACCACCAGAGACCACCAAGCAGAGUCUCUCCCGAGAACUCCUCCGAUAAACAAAGAGCAAGGCCAGGUAGGUCUCCUGAUCGAGGACGAGGACCAGAGAACUAUGAGCCCAUCUCUCCUCCUCAGGGUUAUUCUGGGUUGGAUAAACAGGAGGCCAGGGUGCUGCAGGGCCAGAGACGAGAGCAGGAUCUCCCUGAACAGAGGACUGACUCUCGCUCCCCAGGCAGCAGCAGUUACCUGCCCUCAUUCUUUACCAAACUGGAGAGCACGUCUCCUAUGGUUAUGUCCAAAAAGCAGGAGAUCUUCCGCAAAGCAGAAGUCGGUAACGCUCAGCCAGGCACAGAGAUCUUCAAUCUCCCAGCAGUAACAACAUCAAACAGUGUAAACCCUAGAAACCACUCGUUUAGUGAUCCAGCCAGUAACCUGGGUCUGGAGGACAUCAUCAGGAAGGCUCUGAUGGGGAACAUGGAGGAGAAGCAGGAGCAGCAGCAUCAGCAAGCCCAGCUGGGGACAGAAAACGCCUCAGGCAGUAUUUCAGACAGCCGACAGGAGGCCAGCCCAUCCCCUAACACAGCAGGAAAACAGAAGCUGCAGAGUAAAGCUAACAGCAGGAAGUCAAAGUCACCUAACCCAGGCCAGGCGUACUCUGCCGUAGAGCGGCCCUCUUCUGUGUCCUCCGUUCAUUCAGAGGGCGAUUACCACAGACAGGCUCCCACAUGGGCUUGGGAGGACCGGCCAUCAUCCACAGGUUCCAUGCAGUUCCCUUAUAACCCCUUGACGAUGCGCAUGCUCAGUACUACCCCUCCCACCUCCAUGGCUAGCCCAUCUCCCUCCAUGCAGUCCCAGCAGCAGGCGCAGGGUGGCGGCUCUGGCCCCGUGACCCUGACUCGAGCAUGGGAGAGAGAGCCCCCGCUACUGUCAGAGCAGUACGAGACCCUCUCAGACAGCGACGACUGAGGCAGGUGAUCCACGCCUCACUCC
Messenger RNA from Carassius carassius (crucian carp), 7534 nucleotides. RefSeq names its product nuclear receptor corepressor 1-like. Gene Ontology annotation, molecular function: nuclear thyroid hormone receptor binding; transcription corepressor activity. Bases 266 to 7510 code for a protein of 2414 amino acids. The record is from RefSeq and is a predicted model, not a curated record. Gene Ontology annotation, biological process: negative regulation of transcription by RNA polymerase II. Lineage: Eukaryota; Metazoa; Chordata; Actinopteri; Cypriniformes; Cyprinidae. The transcript has 48 exons.